UAAUGGAAAAUUCAAUUAGAAUGAUAUACAUAGAAAAUGUAGUUUAUUAUAUUUUAUAUAAGGUCGAUAUGUAUGGGCAGAAAAUAGAGAUUAUAAAGGACAAUGGAAUAAAAAUAAAAAAGCAUGGGAUAUAGGAAUUAUAAAAUUUCUUGAUUAAAUAAUAUUUGAUGGAUUGUAUAAAAUUGGAGAUAAUUUGUUAAUAGAUAUUAGAAUGAA
Molecule: messenger RNA, 216 nt
Organism: Paramecium pentaurelia
Lineage: Eukaryota; Ciliophora; Oligohymenophorea; Peniculida; Parameciidae
Source: the annotation of a GenBank genome assembly